AUGCCUCAGAUUAGCGGAAGUAGUGAGAAACCACGACGGUGGAUAAAGCGUUACCGCACCGAGGUGUCAGCCAGCUCGGCCAGUGUCCUAUCCACCAUCACCGCAUUUCCUCUCGACAGUGUCAAGACUCGAUUGCAGACCUACCCUUACAAUGGAUUUCUCGACUGUGUUCGUAAGACGUAUCGGGAGGAGGGCAUGCGAGGUUUCUUUCGAGGUGUAACCGCUCCCCUAGCCAGUGUAACUCUUGUACGAACCGUAUCCUUCUCCAUCUACCAACGCUCCAAGUACAUUUAUUCCGACUGGAUGGGAAAGAAUCUUGGAUUCUGCCCACUUGAACAUGUCAACAAGAACGGCGCCUAUCCGAACUUGGGCACCAUGGCGUGUUUUGGGGCCGCAGGGGCAACUGCUGGUUCGGGUAUUACCUUUAUCGCAUGCCCCUUCGAGUUGACCAAGCUGAGCGCCCAAGUUUCCGUGCUCAUGGCGACUCAAAAAAACGCAGACCCCAAGCGACAGGAGAUUGCUAUGAGUUAUCAUAACAAGGGAACCAUCAAUACUCUCCGGAACAUCGUCAAGCAUCGCGGCAUGUCGGGGAUGUACACUGGGCUGAACCUGCACCUUUUGAGGGAUACGCUAGGAACGGGGAUAUACUUCGCCACGUACGAAAGCAGCAAGCAGCUAUUGACGACCUUCAGUGGGAAAGAUGCUCACAAGAAUCCCAUUGCCGUAUUAGCUGCCGGGGCUCUAUGCGGCAUUGUGUCGUGGGCCUUGAUAUAUCCCAUCGACUCAGUCAAGAGUAUCUACCAGCGAAACGCCUUGAUGCAUUCGAAAGGGGAGACAGUCCCCAUUCCCAAAAUUCACUUUUUCCGAAAGGACAUGUACAGAGGUUUAGGCGUGUCCAUGGGGCGUUCGGCCGCGGUGAACGCGGUCUUCUUUUCGGCGUUUGAGUUCUUCAAGAAACGAAUUAAUGCUCUUGAAGAUGUCGAUGACUAA
Pseudomassariella vexata is the source of this 990-nucleotide messenger RNA. RefSeq names its product integral membrane ornithine transporter of mitochondria. The record is from RefSeq and is a predicted model, not a curated record. NCBI's taxonomy places the organism in Eukaryota, Fungi, Ascomycota, Sordariomycetes, Amphisphaeriales, Pseudomassariaceae. Gene Ontology annotation, biological process: transport. The transcript is spliced from 5 exons. Gene Ontology annotation, molecular function: transmembrane transporter activity. The coding region runs from base 1 to 990 and encodes 329 amino acids.